Theobroma umbraticum is the source of this 623-nucleotide messenger RNA. Its product is annotated as anther-specific protein BCP1-like. The record is from RefSeq and is a predicted model, not a curated record. Lineage: Eukaryota; Viridiplantae; Streptophyta; Magnoliopsida; Malvales; Malvaceae.
CCCUCCGCAGUUGUGGGGUGUUUCUCUAUGAUCAAAUCCUAGAGAACAAUUGCAUUCUCGGCAUACUAAUUUCUUCUUGUUCUCCCUCGUAACACCUCGAAGAAAUCUAACUCCAACCAAAUAAUAAACAAAAAAAUGGCACGCCAGAUCCUUGUUCUUGCAUUGGUCUUUAUUGCCCUUGUUGGGUUGGCUUCGGCUGGUCAAGCCUCCUCCGACAGCAAGGGAGGCGCCGAGGCCGCUGCACCUGUCAAUGAUGAUACCAUUGGCAACACUGAUGAAGCAAGUGCACCAACUACUGGUGGUGAUGAGGCUGCUGCGGCUGUUGAAGGCCCUGUUGGCAGUGAGGAUGCAGCAAAAAAUGCUGCUGCUGCUCAGCCUCCUAGCAGUGGUGCAACCACCCUUGGGGUCUCUGCUGUCGCUGGAGCUGCUGCGGUUGCCGGCUACUUGGUCUUCUAAAUUAGUUUCGCUUAAUGCUACAACUUUUCUAGUUUUGGUCUGAGAAAAGCUGUCUUAUUAUUAUUCGUUCGUCUAUUUCACAUUGUUUGUACCACAAUUUGAGGUUUGCACAAGGCUGGUUGAAUUUGUUAUGAAUAAAGGAAUGCAUUUUAAGCAGAAUCUUUGCA